This is a messenger RNA of Cotesia glomerata, 1394 nucleotides long. RefSeq lists its product as uncharacterized. The coding region runs from base 130 to 1134 and encodes 334 amino acids. The transcript is spliced from 3 exons. Gene Ontology annotation, molecular function: ubiquitin protein ligase activity; zinc ion binding. The record is from RefSeq and is a predicted model, not a curated record. Gene Ontology annotation, cellular component: cytoplasm. NCBI's taxonomy places the organism in Eukaryota, Metazoa, Arthropoda, Insecta, Hymenoptera, Braconidae.
GAUUUUGGCGAGUACUUCGACUUUGACGUACGGCAAGUGAACAGCGACGUGGAGUUUUCUCACGCGACAGGAAUAUUCAAAGUGUUUUAUUAGCAAUAUUAUUCUUCUUUGAACGAACGAAUAGUGAUCAUGGAGAACCUGUACCCGAAUCUUCACGAAAAAUUCAAGAACGAAGGUGUGUGCCCUAUUUGCAUGAUGGAGAUAAAUAGUUCAUCCAAAUACUCGUGCACAAACGGACACAUUGUUUGUCACCGGUGUAAGCCUUAUUACUACUGUUGCCCAACAUGUCGAUCAGAACUGAAUAUUGACGCGUCAUCUCAAGAAUUCACCCAUGAAUUUUACAUGCCACCAGCUAUGCACUACAUGCCACAUCCUUAUCCAGCAUAUUCUUCCAACCCGAGGCCAUCUGCACCAUUUAUUGAUAACGAACGUCAUCAUUGGAGCCCUCCACCUCCAACGGAAGACCAAGAACUUCUUCCUUGUCAAUAUUCAUAUCUGGGCUGCUACGCCAAUAUUCCCGAGCACCUCAGAGAUUUACAUGAAUCAAGAUGCCAAUUUCGUCCGUAUCUAGAAGAAGAACAUCUUCCGACUGACCUAAAUACAGACGAGGGUGAGUUGGAAAGCUGUAGAUACAGCGUUGUCGGCUGCAACGUAAGAUUGCCAGAAUGGCGAAAGCAAGUGCAUGAAAACUUGUGUAUAUACAAAGAUCGACUGGAUGCGCUGGAUGACAUCCAACGCGACUUAGAUUCCUUUCAUUUUGAAGAUGGUGAUCCUGAAGAAAUGGUUGAGUGCAAGUUCAAUCGGUACGGUUGCAUGGUGAAGAUGCCGAGACGCAGGAAGAAUAUGCAUCAAAUGAAAUGCAACUAUCAGAAGUAUCAUAACGAAAAUGACGAUGAAGAUUUUUCUGAGUGCAGUAUAAGCUGCGCUGAACCUGAAGUUGAUCCUGAUUCACAUGUUCCCUGUCGGUGGGCUGUUUAUGGGUGUCAAGUUGAACCACGGUACUGCAGGAAACUGACUCAUGAAGAAAAAUGCAACUAUCGUAGAGAGAAAUGCAGAUUUGCUGAGCACGGUUGUGUAGAAAUGGUGGAACCGUGUAAGCGACCUCUUCAUGAAUCAAGUUGUAGUUACGCAUAAAAAUAGACAAGAUACUGUUUGAUAUUGAUUAAUGAAUUAUAGUUUUUAAUAGUUAAAAAUGUGGUUUAACAGAAAACUAAAGUUAAAAACAGAAAAUAAUAUUAAAUAAGAAUAAAGUAAUUAACUAAACAGUUCAUUUUACUGUAUUUAAUUACUAUAUUCUUAUUUUGAUUGGAAUUCAUUCGAAAUUUAUUUCUAUACUUAAUUUUUAAAAUUUUAAGUAUAUUUAAAACUAGAAGCGUUAGAUUGUAAUAUUUUAU